Lachancea mirantina is the source of this 1410-nucleotide messenger RNA. Lineage: Eukaryota; Fungi; Ascomycota; Saccharomycetes; Saccharomycetales; Saccharomycetaceae. The record is from the annotation of a GenBank genome assembly.
AUGCCUUACGCUCUAUCCGAAUCGCAUAAGAACUUGGUUUCUGCUCAUCUCAGUGAGAGCGACCCAGAAGUCGAACAAAUCAUCAAAGAUGAAAUCGAUAGACAAAAACACUCCAUCGUGUUGAUUGCGUCUGAGAACUUCACUUCUACUUCCGUUUUCGACGCCUUGGGAACUCCAAUGUGUAACAAGUACUCCGAAGGUUACCCUGGCGCGCGUUACUACGGUGGUAACGAACACAUCGACAGAAUGGAGCUUCUGUGCCAGAAAAGAGCGUUAGAAGCGUUUCACGUGACACCAGACAAAUGGGGUGUCAACGUCCAGACGCUGUCUGGGUCUCCAGCCAACUUGCAGGUUUAUCAGGCUUUAAUGAAGCCGCACGAGAGGCUGAUGGGUCUUUUUCUACCAGACGGUGGUCACUUGUCCCACGGUUAUCAGACGGACACCAGAAAGAUCUCUGCUGUUUCUACUUAUUUUGAGUCUUUCCCUUACAGAGUGGAUCCUGCCACCGGUAUUAUCGACUACGACACUUUGGAAAAAAAUGCUAUUUUGUACAGACCCAAGAUCCUAGUUGCCGGUACUUCUGCGUACUGCCGUUUGAUCGACUACAAGAGAAUGAGAGAAAUUGCCGACAAAGUCGGUGCUUACCUAAUGGUCGACAUGGCGCACAUUUCCGGUUUGAUUGCCGCCGGCGUCAUCCCAUCGCCAUUUGAGUACGCUGACAUCGUCACUACCACGACUCACAAGUCCUUGAGAGGUCCUCGUGGUGCCAUGAUCUUCUUCAGAAGAGGUGUCAGAUCUGUCAACCCAAAGACCGGCAAGGAAGUUCUAUACGACUUGGAAAACCCAAUCAACUUCUCUGUCUUCCCUGGUCACCAGGGUGGUCCUCACAAUCACACCAUCUCUGCCUUGGCCACUGCUUUGAAACAGGCCAACACCCCAGAGUUCAAAGAGUAUCAAGAACAAGUUGUCAAGAACGCCAAGGUCUUGGAACAGGAGUUCAAGAAAUUGGGCUACAGACUUGUCUCUGACGGUACCGACUCCCACAUGGUUUUGGUUUCUUUGAGAGAAAAGGGUGUCGACGGUGCUCGUGUCGAAUACGUUUGCGAAAAGAUCAACAUUGCCUUGAACAAAAACUCCAUCCCCGGUGACAAGUCCGCUUUGGUUCCGGGCGGUGUCCGUAUUGGAGCUCCAGCCAUGUCCACCAGAGGUCUUGGCGAAGAGGACUUUGCCCGCAUUGUCACCUACAUCGACAAGGCCGUGCAAUAUGCUCACAAUGUUCAACAAUCUUUGCCGAAGGAGGCUAAUAGACUGAAGGACUUCAAAGCCAAGGUUGACGAGGGCUCCGAAGAGUUGGUUCAAUUGAAGAAGGAAAUCUACGACUGGGCUGGCGAAUUCCCACUUCCAGUGUAA